UCAACAGUUAAAACAUUACAGUUCAAUUAUUAUAGUUUAUUCUGCUCCAAAGUAUAUAAAUAUCAGUGCAGGCUUCUGAUUUACAUUGAAGUUCAUGUGACGCCACCCAGUGGUUUACCUCUCUUAGACAGUAUGACGUCCACACAGAGGUGGCCAGAGCAGGGUUGGGCACUCUUACAGCUGUUGUUGGUAGCGUCUUUCUCUCAGGCUGAGGAGCCAGUGUGCAGGCGGAGAGGAGACCCUGAGAAUCCCCCACUAUCUAAGGAUGGUGACAUUAUGUUGGGAGGAAUCUUCUCUUUUCACAACAAAUGGAAAAACAAACAGGAUUCCUACAUGCACAAGCCACAGCCACUGCAAUGCUACAGAGGUGUGAAGGUUGCACUGGCCUUGGCUAAUGGUAAUGAAGACGUAUCUGCACCCUCUGAGGAACCAUGUACCAGACCUGCCCAAGUGCUGGCCAUUAUUGGGGGGACCUUUUCCUCUCCUUGCAUGGCUGUAUCUACUGUCAUUGGACCCUUUUAUAUCCCACUGGUGCCUGUGUCAGUUUGCAGUGAGAAAUGUCCCCCAGGAACUCGCAAGGUUCUGCUGAAAGGAAAACCUGUCUGCUGCUAUGACUGUUUAAGAUGUGCAGAGGGAGAAAUAAGCAACAUUACAGAUUCUAUCACCUGUAUUACAUGUCAUCCUGAGUUCUGGUCAAAUGAGAGAAGAGAUGCCUGUGUAAAAAAGGAGGCAGAGUUUCUAUCAUAUGAAGAGAUUAUGGGAGCACUGCUCACUGCAGCCUCUUUAUUUGGAACAUGCAUGACUGCUGUUGUGGCAUUCAUUUUCUUCAGAUACAGACAGACUCCAAUUGUCAGAGCCAACAACUCUGAGCUGAGCUUCCUGCUGCUCUUCUCCUUGACUCUGUGUUUCCUGUGUUCUCUGACCUUCAUUGGUCGGCCCUCUGAGUGGUCCUGCAUGCUGCGACACACUGCAUUCGGAAUCAUAUUUGUCCUCUGUAUCUCUUGUGUUCUGGGGAAAACAAUAGUAGUGUUAAUGGCCUUCAGAGCCACACUUCCAGGUAGUGAUGUGAUGAAAUGGUUUGGGCCUGCACAGCAGAAACUCAGUGUUGUGGGUUUCACUAUUAUACAAGUUGUCAUAUGUAUCCUUUGGUUAACAAUUUCUCCUCCAUUUCCAUUUAAGAACUUUCAUACAUUCAAGGACAAAAUAAUCUUAGAGUGUGCUCUGGGUUCAGCUGUAGGCUUUUGGGCUGUACUUGGGUACAUAGGACUUUUGGCCAUGUUGUGUUUUAUUCUUGCUUUUCUGGCUCGGAAACUACCUGAUAAUUUCAAUGAAGCUAAAUUUAUCACCUUCAGCAUGCUGAUAUUCUGUGCAGUAUGGAUAACUUUUAUUCCAGCAUAUGUCAGCUCACCUGGGAAGUUCAGUGUUGCAGUGGAGAUAUUUGCUAUUCUGGCUUCAAGUUUUGGACUGCUCAUUUGUAUUUUUAUUCCAAAAUGUUACAUUAUCUUAUUGAAACCAGAGAAGAAUACAAAAAAGAAUAUGAUGGGUAAAGGGGCAGUAAAAUCAUCCUGAAAAUAUCAAUAAUAUGGUGGCAAGAGCAAUCUAGUGUCAUCCUAAUUUUUACCUAAUAGUUAAAUAGACAUGGUAGGAAAACAAGUAUGACAUCUCGCUUCAUGUAAGUGAAUACCCCCAUUGUAUACUGUAGUAUUAAUGUAAUAUAUAACCAUAAACAUAUAUGCACAUAAACAUAUUUAUAUUCCUUAUUGGUUUUACAACAUUUAAUACAUUUUAUAUACUUGUAAUGAAAGAAUACAAUUCAGUUUCAGCAUGAACCUACUGAAGGCAGAGAGAGAGUCACAUUAAUAAGCCACAGCAGCAAGAUGAUAGGCUAAUAAUUUGGUUGUGUCACUUUGUUGUUGAAUACAUGUGACCAGCUAAUGGAACAACUUAUAACAUGAUUGACAGCCCAGAUUACACUAAGUAAAUGAAUGUGAGCAUGGCUGAGAGGAGUGAAUGACAGCAUGGAAAGAGGAACUGACUAAACGUUCAUGAGAGCUCCAUUUCAGUCAAAAGAGACAAGUGAACAAAGUAAAGAUCAUUGUUUACGACAACAAAUGACACGCGAUGAUGGACUGCUUGGACUCCAAAACAAGGGGAACAAGAAUGCAGGCAAAUGGGGAAGAAAGAGACCAAAAUUAAACACACCAAGAUGACAUAAUCUGCUGAGAGAUGAAGGAAAACAUUGAGCAUGAUUAUAAUCAACCACGUCAGAUUUAGCAGAAGCAUGAAAAUGUCACCAGCAGCAGGGCUUAAAGUACUUAGUUAUAGAGUACAUAGAUCACAUUUCCUCCUGGGUGACUUCAGAAGUACAAAUCACAAAUUAAAUUAAACAUUAAUUGAUUUCUAACAAGACUGCGGCCUACUGUUGUGGACCAAAUAAAUCUAAUUUCAUCAGUUUUACAUUUGUGUUUCAUUUUGCAAAUUGCAGUUAUACAUUUAAGUAUGAAUUGCACCUCCAAAAUGUUAAAACAUUAACGUGGAAAAUCGAAACCUUUACCUGUACAACACAAGUGGAUAUUGUUGUCUGACAACAAAUAUAGUUAAGGUAUUCAAAAUUGUCUCAAAACUCUGGCACCUUCAUCCCCUCGCCCACUUUUGUUGGUCCACAACUUUCCAGGUAGUAAUGUGAUGAAAUGGUUUGGUCCUCCUCAACAGAAAUUUGCUGCUGGUCAUUUUAUUCCAAGAUGUCAUAUAAUCUUGCUGAAAUCUGAGAACAAAACAAAAAAGAGUAUGAUUGGAAAAGAGUACCAAAGUCUUUCAGUAUCUUAAAAAAAUGUAAUUGGAAAGGCAUCAUUGUGCCAUUAUAGUCUUGAAUAAAAAACAAUAAUAAAUUGAGUAGUGGAGUAGACAUCUAUCCUCAUUUAUUGGAAGGUUGAUAUUGUACUACUAUGGUACAAUUCGACUGUAUAUCAUCUCUUUUAUCGGAUAGUGAGCU
Messenger RNA from Larimichthys crocea (large yellow croaker), 2992 nucleotides. Its product is annotated as extracellular calcium-sensing receptor-like. Lineage: Eukaryota; Metazoa; Chordata; Actinopteri; Sciaenidae. The transcript is spliced from 4 exons. Gene Ontology annotation, molecular function: G protein-coupled receptor activity. The record is from RefSeq and is a predicted model, not a curated record. The coding region runs from base 133 to 1569 and encodes 478 amino acids. Gene Ontology annotation, biological process: G protein-coupled receptor signaling pathway. Gene Ontology annotation, cellular component: plasma membrane.